AGUGACGACAUUAAAAUGGCGUCCUCCGCUAGCCGGCUCACCUCACGCUGUUUCGCCACAUCACUUAUUUCCAAACUCAGCCGUUGUCGUUUCCACUUUGUAUCCGCCAGACAUGCUUGUCUUUCGGUGACGUUGUCAGCUGCACAGCGGGGAGGUUUGACGGCUCACCCGAGCCCGUGGAGCCACAUAACUGCGGUGACAUUGAUCCGACUGACAGCUUCACGAUGUCCUCACAUUAUCCCCAACCGAUGCCUCCGCACCAGUACGAGAUGUGCCAACAAGCAAGACUUGUACGAAGUGUUGGGCGUCGCUCGCACGGCUUCACAAAAGGACAUCAAAAAGGCAUAUUAUCAGUUGGCAAAAAAGUACCAUCCAGACACCAACCCAGACGACCCGGAGGCCAAAGAAAAAUUUGCCAAGUUGGCUGAAGCCUACGAGGUGUUGAGCGACGAGGUGAAGAGGCAGCAGUACGACACGUAUGGCUCGGCGGGCAUGGAUGCAAACCGUAUGGGCCAGCAGCAGUACUACAGAGCGGGGAGCUCCAACGUCAAUCCAGAGGAGCUCUUUAGGAAGAUCUUCGGGGAUUUUGCAGGCGGAUUCCGAGACGUUAACAGCAUGUUUGAGCAACGCCCGGCGUUUCUGAUGGAGCUGACGUUUGCCGAAGCAGCGAAGGGCGUGAACAAGCCGCUGUCCGUCAACCUGGAGGACGCCUGCCCGAGGUGCAACGGCAAAGGCAGCGAGCCAGGCACCAAAGUAUCGCACUGCCACUACUGCAACGGCACCGGCAUGGAGUCACUGCACACGGGCCCAUUCAUGAUGAGAAGCACGUGUCGACGGUGCGGCGGCAAGGGCUCCAUCGUAAUCACGCCGUGCGCUCUCUGCCGCGGUUCGGGUCAGACUAAGAAGAGGCAAACCAUCACGGUGCCGGUUCCGGCCGGGGUUGAACACGGUCAGACCGUGCGCAUGUCAGUCGGCCAGAAAGAAAUUCUCAUCACGUUUGAGGUCCAGAAGAGCCCCAUAUUCAGGCGUAACGGACAGGACAUCCACUCUGAUGUGCUGAUAUCUGUGGCUCAAGCCAUCUUGGGCGGCACCGCCAGUGCGCAAGGCCUUCACGAAAGCAUCAGCAUCGCGAUUCCUGCUGGUUGCCAAGUGGAUCAGGUGAUCCGACUACAAGGGAAAGGUAUUCGCAGGAUGAACAGUUACAGCUACGGUGAUCACUACGUCCACAUCAAGAUACGGGUGCCUAAGAAACUGACGCGACGGCAGCGCUCUCUGCUACUCAGUUACGCUGAAGAGGAGACUGAUGUUUCCGGGACGGUUAAUGGUGUUAAUCCAUCGCCAGCAGGGGGAGGCAGCACGACAGCUUCUAGCGAGAAGUCGAACAGCUCAGCCAAAAAAGAGGACAAACCGAAGGAGACAGAAGAGGGGGGAGGCUUUUUUUCAAAACUCAAGAAAAUGUUUAGCUGAAAUAAUAAUUGGAAAAACUCAAGAAAUGGCUCAUAUGAAAGCUAAGACCUCAAAUCUCUACCUCAAAGUUCCUCAAGGCAAAGAUCAAGAUCCUGCAGGACUGGCCAGCCCACUCACCAGACAUUAACAGUAUGAAAGAGGAAGCAUGGAAGACGAAACCCAAGAAUGUUGAUGAACUGUGGGAGGCAUGCAAGACUGCUUUAUUUGAUGUUCCUGAUGACUUCAUCAAUAAAUUGUAUGAAUCCUUGCCGAACCGCAUGGAUGCAGUCCUUCAAGCCCAUGGAAGUCAUACAAAAUAUUAAAUUUGGAUUGGAAAAAGCAGGGGUCGUCUUAUAUUCGCGGUCUAGACAUUAUACCCAUUAUAAUAUUACUUAGUCUUAUUACCGUAUUGGCCCGAAUAUGAGACAGUGUUUUUUGCAUUGAAAUCAGAUUGAAAAAGCAGGGGUCGUCUUAUAUUCGCAGUCUCGACAUUAUACCCAUUCACGACGCUAGAUGGCGCCAGAUAUCAUUGAAGCGAUGUUCUGUCAUGACAUCUCAGAUAUCUCAAGUUUAACCAGUUGGCAUUACUUUAUUGCAAUGUUUUUCCUUAUUCAGAUUUGUUUCAAGACUACAAUUACAGUUAGACUUCACUUGAUGGUUAAUGCAGUUAUUGCAAUUUUGUUGUUUUAUCACAAUAGAUUGGUUUAUUUACAUUUCAAAAACCAGAAGUCAUUCAUUUACAAAUGUGAUUCCACUUAAGUUUACAUAUUUAAAUGUUCAGAUAUGAAGGUUUGAAUGAGGCAAAAUAACAUGCUUUUUUUCCCCUUCAAAUAUAUUGUUAUAAUAAUUUGUUUCGGAUGUACUGUAAUUAUUUUCUGUAUAAACAUUAAUUUGGUGUUCAAAAAGUCUUUUUUUUUUUGAAACUUCAGUCCAGAAAAAGAGGGGGUCGUCUUAUAAUCAGGGCCGUCUUAUAUUCGGGCCAAUACGGUAAUAUAUAUUCUUACUGUGUUUUUGUAAAUUUGGUUUAAUAAAUUUGGAGGGGGGCGCAAUAAUAUACCAUAUCGCAAUAAUUUAUGAGAGAAUUUAUCGUCCACUAAAAUUUGUUAUCGCGACAGGCCUAGUCAUGAGUCUUUCAGCAGGACAAUGACCCAAAACGCAUGUCAAAAAGCAGUACAAAAUGGGUUGAGAGAAAGCACUGGAGACUUCUAAAGUGGUCAGCAAUGAGUCCAGACCUGAAUCCUAGAGAACACCGGUGGAGAGAUCUGAAAAUGGCAGUUUGGAGAAGGCACCCUUCAAAUCUCAUAGACCUGGAGCAGUUGGCAAAAAAAGAAUGGUCUAAAAUUCCAGCAGAGCAUUGUAAGAAACUCACUGCUGGAUACCGCAAGCGGUUGUUCGCAGUUAUUUUGUCAAAAGGUUGUGCUACCAAGUAUUAGGCUGAGGUUGCCAAUACUUUUGCCCAGCCCAUUUUUUGAGUUUUGUGUAAAAUGAUAAUGAUUUAAAAAUAAAAUUCAUUCUCUUUUGUGUUUUUUCAUUGCAAGCACAAUGAAUGAAGAUAUUACUACCAGAGGAUUUGUAAUUGCAAUCAUUUUCUGGGAGAAAUUGAGCAUUAUCUGACAGAAUUGCAGGGGUGCCAAUAUUUUGGCCAGCGGUGCAACAACCCACAGGUUGCUAAUAUGCUGUUUCAGAUCACUAAACUGUGUACAGGUUACUAUACUAUAUCCACAGUUUACUUAUAUGUUGGUACAGGUCACUAAAGUGUACCUAUAGAUGACUAGUAAACAGUACAAAUCUGUAUCCACAGACCAUUAAACGGUCUCUGGAGCCAGAGUAGCUCCAUAAGCAUCAAGUGAAAACUUAGCAGCUUUACCAAAGAUAAUACAGUAGUCAGUUUCAUUGACACUGUCUUUGUGGUAUCUAUUUAGCAGCGUGUUUAUUGCUGUGGUUGCGGCAGUAGUGGAAAAGCAUUCACUUGUGAAAUUACAAGGAAAAGUUAAACAAGUGAGAUGAGCCUCACUAUUGUCGGCCCAGUCAUUAAAAAGAAGACCUCUUCAAACUUCCUUUCAGGGAGUCGAGGCGCCACCAAAACCAAGUGAGCAGUCAAAAGUUAGAAGAAAAAUAAAAGUUCAUGUUCACAGCAGAUUCUAAUUUGCCAUGUUAAACACAGAGUGGGACCACACAGACAACAAUGCCUUGAAUGGUGAUUAGAGAGCAAAUCCGGUGAAAGCCAAUUAAAUGCUUCGUGUCAGCACAUCCUGAAAUGUUUUCACUGCUUCUCAUUUGGUGUCGUGCUUUACAAAUUUGUGAAAGGGGCCGUGUGUCAAUCACGGGUGACUGACAUAUGGUUGCUGCGAGCAACAGGGAAAUGUGGGAAGAAGUUUGGUGUCCACAUUGUAGGCAACACUUUGUCGAGUUCCCACAAAAAAACGAUCAAAGAGGCUAAUUGGACUUAGUACAGGUGCUUUAUACUUAAUAAUACGCCUUAAAAGCAGCAAGUCAAGAAGUAAGUGCGAAAUGCGCAUAAUAGUUUCCUUUGACUGACACAACAAUAAAGCAAGUCUGGAAGACUGGUUGGUCCUUAC
Corythoichthys intestinalis (scribbled pipefish) is the source of this 4025-nucleotide messenger RNA. Its product is annotated as dnaJ homolog subfamily A member 3, mitochondrial-like. The record is from RefSeq and is a predicted model, not a curated record. Lineage: Eukaryota; Metazoa; Chordata; Actinopteri; Syngnathiformes; Syngnathidae. The transcript has 11 exons. Gene Ontology annotation, biological process: mitochondrion organization; negative regulation of apoptotic process; response to heat. Gene Ontology annotation, molecular function: protein kinase binding; ATP binding; heat shock protein binding. The coding region runs from base 16 to 1467 and encodes 483 amino acids. Gene Ontology annotation, cellular component: mitochondrion.